AUGGACUCUCCAGAUCGCAUCCUCGCGGAGAGGUUCUCCCUGCAGGUCUGCGCCGACGAGGCCACCAAUGACCACUGGGGCGUGCUCGGCUGCCGCCAUGGGCGCGUCCUCGUCGUCAACCGGACGCGGUGUGAGCUCGUGGUGUUCGACCCCAUCUCCGGUGACCGCGGCAUCGUUCCGUUUCCGCCAGAUUUCGACAAUCACGCUUACAACACCAAUGGAGCUUUGAUCGGCGACCAGCAGCUCCGGUCCAGCGCAUUUCAGUUGGUCUUGGUAGGCUUUUCUGCCAAUGGCGGCGUAGGAGUUACUGCAGCCAGCGUCUACUCCUCGGAGACCGGUGAGUGGGGACAACUCAUUGCUGCAGCGAGACCAUGUGCUGUUGGCCAUCUCCCCUGCACACUCAUUGGCAAAAGGCUCUACUGGUGGCUCACUGAGCGUGACCAUGGUAUACUGGAGUUCAGUUUGGAAACCAAGAGCCUAGCUGUGAUCACCAAGCCUUCCAUUGAGAACAUCCACAGCUGCCGGAGCCGGAUCAUCAGUGGGGAGGAUGGCGGUGUUGGACUCGUCGUAUUCUUGUACCCUAGCUUGCAAAUGUGGGACCCUAAGGUCAGUGAUCGGGGUGUCGCGACAUGGGUGCUGCGGAAGACAGUUGACAUGCGUGGCAAGCUUGCUCUGCCCUGUAACUUGGAGGCAGGGAAAUCGACUAUUCUGGGGUACACUGAGGAUGCGGAUGCGAUUAUUAUAUCGGUGCACACAUUCCCCUGGGUGCAGAAUGGCGAUGUUUAUGUCUUCCUGGUUCAGCUCGACUUAAUGCAGUGCAAGAAACUCCAUGGAAGCUUUAUGGAAAAUUUGUAUCACCCGUACGCAAAUUUCUACGUCGGCCCAACGGCGCUCAAACUUCUUGGUCGUCUAGACAGUGAAUGGGAUACUGCUGUACCACAAGCGUAA
Aegilops tauschii subsp. strangulata is the source of this 948-nucleotide messenger RNA. RefSeq lists its product as uncharacterized. Lineage: Eukaryota; Viridiplantae; Streptophyta; Magnoliopsida; Poales; Poaceae. The record is from RefSeq and is a predicted model, not a curated record.